AUAACGUGGCGUUAGUUUUAAAAUGGCGGGUAGUUUGGGUGGUUUUACAAAAUUCGCUGUAAUAUUAACCUUUGGGUUGUUAAUAGCAGUCGUUUGUUCUCACUCUCAUUCUGAUAAUGGCCACCAUUCACAUGGCGAUCAUGGCUCUCAGCAUGGACAUUCACAUGGUGAGGAUCCAUCGUUUAAAUAUUCUCAGAAAGCAAAUGCCGAAGAUUCGAAAAGCUCCGACAAGCGCAAGUUAGUGGGGGCUGAUUUAUGGACGAAAGCUUUAGGCUCUACAGCAAUAAUCUCAGUGGCCCCUAUAUUUAUUCUUCUGUUUAUACCCUUGGGUAAUACAGCAGAACAUAACAAUCUGCUUAAAGUUCUUCUCGCUUUCGCAUCUGGAGGUUUGUUGGGUGAUGCCUUUUUACAUUUGAUACCUCAUGCUAUGGUUAGUAGUGGAUCUGGAGAUCAUUCUCAUAGUCAUUCUCAUAGUCAUGGACAAGAAGGCCAUGGACAUUCUCAUGAUUUAAGUAUUGGUUUAUGGAUCUUGGGUGGAAUUGUAACAUUUUUAUGUGUUGAAAAAUUUGUCAGAAUUGUUAAAGGAGAUCAUUCACAUUCCCACUCUCAACCAAAAUCAGGCUCAAAGAGUUCUAAGGGCGGAAAGGGGACUAAAGAGAUAAAGGUUUCCGGAUAUUUGAAUUUAGCGGCAGACUUUGCUCAUAAUUUCACUGAUGGUUUAGCUAUAGGAGCAUCCUACCUUGCCGGUCAAUCAGUAGGUGUUAUUACCACAAUUACCAUAUUUUUCCAUGAAAUUCCUCAUGAAAUUGGCGAUUUUGCGAUCUUAAUUCAAUCUGGACAUUCAAAGAAAAAAGCAAUGCUUCUACAACUCGUAACUGCUUUAGGUGCAAUGUCUGGAACACUUUGUAGCUUAAUGGUUGAAGGAACCAGCGAUGCUACUAUUAGUUGGGUUCUUCCAUUCACGGCUGGCGGUUUUAUCUAUAUUGCCACUGUUUCAGUUAUCCCAGAAUUACUGGAAAACUCUAAAACUUGGCAAACAGUGAAGGAAGUUGCCGCUCUCCUUGUAGGAAUUUUCAUGAUGGUUCUCAUUGCUGAAUACGAAUAAGUAUUGGCAUUAAUUUAUUAUGCUGUUGUGCUAAUUAAUUUUUUGGUGUGAGAAAGUUACACAAUGAUCCAGGAUUACUAUCGUUUGAAAAUAAACAGGAUGUGCUUAGUUUCAAUUCAAAGUUUAUUAUAAAAAAAUUAUUAAAUUUAACCAAACCUUAGUUCUUCAAUGCAUAUUAAAGAGUUAACAUUAUACUACAAAAUUUUUUCAUACUUUGUCCACAUCAUCAAUAUGAAAAAAAUCACUUACAAUUUCACCUUAAAUAACAUUUCUCUGAUUCAUGCAAAGAAAUAAAUCAUUAGAAUAGAGAACUUUAUGAGUUUCAAUUGGAAACUGUUAGAUGCCAAAUUCGUCAAAAUUUAUAGAUUUUCAAUAAAUUGCUUUAUCACUUAAAGAAAUCAAGUCGUUAUUUGUAUAGCUAACAAACUUAGCGCCAAGAGCGAUAAUAUACAUUUUUAAUCGAAAAGAAUUUCC
Messenger RNA from Dimorphilus gyrociliatus, 1579 nucleotides. NCBI's taxonomy places the organism in Eukaryota, Metazoa, Annelida, Polychaeta, Dinophilidae. The record is from the annotation of a GenBank genome assembly.